AUGAGGCAUAUUGAAAUUGUACGUAAAAAAGAGGCUGUUGUUGAGAGAGGACCGAAAGUACCACAAAAGCAGAAGGUAAUUGUAUUACGCCGUGUUCGUCCUGGCGAAGAAUAUACAAAGAAAGAAGAAAUUCCUGUUUCGAUUGGAAUUCCUGAAUAUUAUAAAGAACUACAAACUGCUCAGGCUGAGCAACAGAAGAAACAAGAAGAAUUUCACGAUAAAACCAUCAUUUUCAUAAUUGGAGGUCCUGGAUCUGGUAAAGGAACGCAAUCAGAGAAAAUUAUUCAAGACUUCAAUGCAGGAUACAUGAGUGCGGGUGAAUUACUUCGAAAGGAAGCUGCUUCAGAUACUGAACUUGGACAUUCUAUUGCAGAACAAAUGAAAGAAGGAAAAAUUCUUCCACAAGAACUUGUUAUUGGUUUAUUAAAGAAAGAAAUACUUGAACAAGGAAAAGACGUUUAUCUAAUUGAUGGAUUCCCUCGCGCCAUGGAUCAACUUAAUUCAUUCGAAGAAACAAUUACACCAUGCUCUGCUGUGAUAUAUCUUGAUGUUCCAGAUGAAAUACUCACAGAAAGACUUCUUAAGCGUGCAGAAACUUCAGGAAGAGAAGAUGACAAUGAAGAAACAAUAAAGCUUCGUUUAGAGGCAUUUCAUACAGUUUCUGCCCCAGUUUUAGACUAUUAUAAAGAAAAAGGAAAAGCUAUUGUCAUUGAUGGAAAUAGAGCUCCUGAAGAGGUAUAUGAAGAGAUUAAGGAGAAGCUUAAUGCAGUAUUAAACAAAGAAACUCCUCAAUAA
Molecule: messenger RNA, 795 nt
Organism: Trichomonas vaginalis G3
Lineage: Eukaryota; Parabasalia; Trichomonadida; Trichomonadidae
Product: cytidylate kinase protein
Exons: 1
Coding region: 1-795 (264 amino acids)
Biological process (GO): UDP biosynthetic process; CDP biosynthetic process
Cellular component (GO): nucleus; cytoplasm
Molecular function (GO): ATP binding; UMP kinase activity
Source: RefSeq, a predicted model, not a curated record